Molecule: messenger RNA, 2052 nt
Organism: Gaeumannomyces tritici R3-111a-1
Lineage: Eukaryota; Fungi; Ascomycota; Sordariomycetes; Magnaporthales; Magnaporthaceae
Exons: 4
Coding region: 1-1959 (652 amino acids)
Source: RefSeq, a predicted model, not a curated record
AUGGGUAAAGCGCCUUCUGCUAACGCUCACCCGCCAGAUCAAACCUCGCCGCGCCUCAAGCUACCUCGCCGCCCCAGCGUGCGUUUCGGAGGACGAGCCGCUACCACCAGAGAUGUCAACGGCUGGACCACAAGCCCGGUCGGCGAGCAGGAUGCGCCCAUGAUAGCGCCCAAGUCCUCCCCGCAGCGCUUCUCGGCCAGGCGCGAGCACGACAGGACCAGCGGGACGGCGGCGUCGACGGUUCCCAACUUCUCUCUCCGCGAUAUCGGCGCCUCGUCCACGUCGCCUGCCGCCGCCAGAGAGUUGCUACCCGGCCAGCGGCGCCCAGACGGAAGCGGCUUCCGUGCCUCAACCCGGGCCGAGGAGGGCGGCUGCUGUUCUGCCACUGGGGGCGGCCAGGACGAUCUUCCGGUCCUGUGUGAGGACAUGGUCUCUGCCUACACCACUAUGCGCGGCCCCAGGCCCGUGGACCAGCCUGACCCUCUUCUCUCGCUGCUGCUGGCGCGCUCCAAGGCCCAGACGAACGGCACCACUAGCUCUGCCUCUGUUGCUGCCUCUGCCACUGCCACUUCCUCGGCCACCACAUCUUCAGCCGUUCCCGGAACCUGCUUCUCUCUGAACAAACAGAGCUCUCCAUACCAAACCACCCUCAUCACGCCCGUCGACGACGACUGCUCCGUACUGUCCUCCCAGCCCACAGUCAUGUACAACAUCCUGCGCUCGCCCCGGAAGAGCUCCCAGACGCGUGAGCCCUUGAUCGGCAUCCACGCUCCCGAGGUCCGCUUCAAGUUCGAGGGCGACCCGUGGAAGUGCAAGCCCUUCGAGGACACCCUGGCCCGCAAGAUGCCUCGCGGAACAAAGCAUGGCUCCCUGUCCGGUGGCCCGGCUCCGGCCUCGGGCUCGUCGAUGCCCAUCGAGGCGUCUCAGCCUCCCACAUCCCGGGACCAGCCGCCGGACCUGGCGCAGCCUACUACGGAUUCAAGCACGGAUGCUCCCAAGCUGAUGAGGGAGCCCAUCAUGUCCCCGAGCGACUUCCUCGUCCUGGCCAAGGGUGCCCAGGCCUGGCGUACCGACGAGCUCCACCGCGAGGCCAUGGCGGGCAUGCCGGAGCCGGCCCGCAUGCGCCCUCUGGACCCGUCGCCCAAGACCCCGGAGCCGCGGCCGCGGUUCGGCGACCGCUGGAACCCGGCCGGGUUCCAGCCCCAGUUCGAUCGCGACAGCGGGGAGCCCAUGUCGCCGCACUACAAGGUCCCGUCGAGCCCCUCGAUCCUCUGGAGCCCUCGCCCCGUGACUCCCGAGAUGAUGUACCGCCAUUUCCCCCACGGCGAGUUUGACCGCAUGGACGCGGCGGCCGGCGAGGCGUGCCGCGAAGCCUGCCUGGGCCGCAUCCCGUCUUUUGGUAGUGGCGGUGCAUGUCCCGACCAGAGCCCCUAUCCCGAGCUCUUUGCAGAAGACGAGAUCGACGAGGUCCUCGCGACGCACCGCGGCCCCAUCUUCGACGACAUCCACCCCUCUAGCUUCCGGGACGCCAUCGACACCAUGGAGGAGCACCUUGGGCUGUCGCGGCUAGAGCACGAGCGGCUCGAGCGCCAAAAUGAGCGUCAGCGCCAGCGCCUGCGCGCCCUGGAGCGCCUGCCGAGCCCCCCUUCGCCUAGGCCCGGCGGUGCCGCCACCCAGGGCAGUCUCUCCCCGCGCCGCAGCCGCGAUCGCCACGGCGGGCACGACGACGCCGUCGAGCAGCAGCCGGGCAGGAGGGCCCGCGUGCUCCGGCACAUGGCCGGGCGGCUGCGCGACAACCUCUGGGCCCACCACUGCCUGCAGGAGGCGUUGGGCGCCGCCCGCCGCGAGCACGCCUCCCUGCGCCUGCACAUCGACCGCCUCGAGCGCCACCUCCGCCCGGCCGCCGCGGGGUACCUAGGGAGCGCCGGCAAGUGCUACGAUGACGAUGACUUCUUCUAAAACAAAGAAAAAAAAAAGGCCACCUACCCUUUCUACCACUCCCAUCAUCUCUAUUUUGUCCUCUGUCGUCAUCGAGACUUGGUCUCGCUUACG